This is a messenger RNA of Micropterus salmoides (largemouth bass), 1382 nucleotides long. It is a transcript of the gene mpst, whose product is annotated as mercaptopyruvate sulfurtransferase. The transcript has 2 exons. Gene Ontology annotation, molecular function: thiosulfate-cyanide sulfurtransferase activity. Gene Ontology annotation, cellular component: mitochondrion. Gene Ontology annotation, biological process: transsulfuration. The record is from RefSeq and is a predicted model, not a curated record. Bases 25 to 912 code for a protein of 295 amino acids. Lineage: Eukaryota; Metazoa; Chordata; Actinopteri; Centrarchiformes; Centrarchidae.
GCUUGUAUUUCCCAGUGCCUCGUCAUGGCGGCUCAGACCCGGGCUCUGGUGACCGGUCAGUGGCUGGCAGAUGCUAUCAGAAAUAACCGAGUCGGGCCCAAGCUUCGCGUGCUUGACACUUCGUGGUACCUACCGAAAACGAAACGGGACCCGAAAGCUGAAUUUGCGCAGAAGCACAUACCGGGCUCCUCGUUCUUUGAUAUAGACGAGUGCUGUGACAAGACCUCUACGCUGGAUCACAUGCUGCCAACUUCCAGCCACUUCUCACGGUAUGUAGGAGAUCUGGGCGUCGGGAACGACACGCACGUAGUUGUGUAUGACACCAGCGACUUCGGGUCGUUCAGCGCGCCCCGGGUGUGGUGGAUGUUCCGGCUGUUCGGACACAGUUUGGUCUCAGUGCUGGACGGCGGCAUGAAGAACUGGCUGGCUGACGGCUAUCCGGUGACUUCUGAGUACUCCACGCCGGAGCGUAGAGAGUUCAAGGCGGCUGUGAACCAGUCGUGGGUGAAGAGCUAUGAAGACGUGCUGGAGAACAUCAGGACCAAGCAGGUCCAGACUGUGGAUGCCAGGCCAGCAGGGAGGUUCAGAGGUACUGACCCAGAGCCGAGAGAUGACACGCUGCCGGGCCAUUUCCCUGGUGCCAUCAACAUGCCUUUCACUUCUUUCUUGGACGCCUCUGGAAAGGAGCUGGGAACAGAUGUCCUGUCCAAACUGUUCAGAGAGGCGGGGGUGGACCUGGAGCAACCACUCUGGGCAUCCUGUGGGUCUGGUGUCACAUCGUGUCAUGUUGCUCUGGCGGCUCACCUGCUUGGGCACCCUGGGGUGUGUGUUUAUGACGGCUCCUGGACUGAAUGGUUUAAAAGGGCAUCUCCAGAGCAUAUCAUCUCAGAGGGAGAGGGAAAGAAGGUGUGAAUGAAAGAGGAACAGCAGUGGACUACUAUAAGUGAGGAUGUGAUAAUGGGACAGCAGUGUGAGAGAUCAAGACUAUAAAACUAGCGUCAUAAUGUGCUUUCUGUGCUGUAAGGCUGUGCACAGUAAGCUUGUAAUGAUACUUAACUACUGUCUGAAACCUUUAAUGAGAAUCUCUUCUAUACAUUAUGCAACUUGUAUAACUUUCCAUUAAAGCAAAGCUGCAUAAGGUAUUUUAGAAAAGUUUACACUAUCCUGAAAUAACAUGAUAAUGCUAUGUCUCAACAUGUUUAAAAUGGUAUGAUUAUGGGACUUUUUCUAUGAAGGUUCACAAGUAUUAAGACAAUGGGAUGUUUGAUUCUUGUAAGAAGUGCCCUUUUCUUUUUAGGAGCCAGUUAUGUAGAUGUAUUGAUGAUUCUUUUACAAAUGUUAAAAUAAAUGGCUGCUUGAGGUCCUUGUUUUCCUUUGCUACA